AAAUCACAAACUCAUAUAGAACCCGUGGCCCCGUCCAUAACUUUAUUUGCCUUCUUCCCGCAGCUCCUUUUUAUUUUCGUACGCUUUCCUGGGGAAGUCACUCACACCUGGAAAAAAUGGCAGAAUGGACCAAUCUCCCGAAAGACCUCUUAGAACAAAUCUCCAAAUGCUUUGACACCUCCAUUGAUAUCCUUAGGUUCCGCUCCGUUUGCAGUUCAUGGCGAUCUUCUGUAUCCCCAAAACGCCGGCGUUUAUCAGGCACUUUCCGUAUACUCCCAAACGAUGGAAUCUCAUGUACCUCCUUCGGAUUCUAUCUCACCAGACGAACUAUAUUCCUAAUUGGAGUACCCAAUUCCCAUAACCAAACCGACCCAGAUGGGUGGUUAGUCAAAAUAGAAGAAGGUAUCCCAGAAAGAAAACACCUCUUAAAUCCUUUAUCAAGUGACGCUGGUAAUCUGUACAUGGAGAAAGUGGUAAUGAUUUGGUUAAAUUAUGAAAAUGAGAACGAUUUUGUGCUGCUUACUAUUCAUGUUUCAGGGAAAUUAGCCAUGUUUAAAAGUGGUGAUAGAAGAUGGACAAUUAUACAAGAUAUGCCUUCUCCUUAUGAUGAUGUGAUUGUUUACAAAGGGAACUUUUAUGCUGUUGAUAAUACAGGCAGGACUGUGAUUGUUAGAUUGAAUACUGAAUUGGGUUUGAUUGCAAAUCCUGUUUUUGGUGGUGAUAAGAAGUAUUUGGUCGAGUCCUUGGGUGAUUUAUUGUUAGUUGAUAUGUAUUUGAGUAUUGAUACUGCCGAAGGGGGUUUGAGUUUUGGUGAGGAAUUUUUGGAGCAUCUUGCUCAGUAUAUGAGCGAGAGGACAGUGAGAUUUAAGGUGUUUAAGUUGGAUAAAGAAGCGCAGACCUGGAUUGAAGUGAAAAGUUUGGGUGAUCGUGUGUUGUUUUUGGGUGAUGAUUCUACAUUUUCGGCAUCAGUUUCUGAUCUGUCUGGGUGUAAAGGAAAUUGCAUAUUUUUUGUGGAUAAUUUCUUCUAUUCACGGGAUGAGAAUCUGAGGGCGAAUGGGGGAGAUGAUGGAGUAUUGGCAGGAAGAGAUAUAGGUGUGUUUGAUUUGGAGACUGGUUGUAUAGGACCUUUAGGGAACUAUCCUGAAUAUGCCAAGAUGUUCUGGCCACCUCCACACUGGUUACUUCAACAUCAUUAGAAGUGCAAACUCAAAACUAACUUGAAGAUCUCCCUUUGUAAGAUGAUGUUUAACUAUUGUCAACAUAACCUGGUAUUUGAAUACUAACACUCCAUCUUGUAAUUAUGGUGGGCUUAUCUUUGUUUAUAGAAGAAAGUUAAAAUCUCAGUUCUAGAUAGAAUACCCAGCAUCUUAAUCAAAGAGUAAAAACAGAAGUUUCCUUCAGUAUUUUAUGAGUUCGAUCAGUUUCUUUGUGAAUACCUGAAAGUUGAGACAAACUUGAGAUUUUCAUCUUAUGACACAGUUGAGAAUGAAAUGAAGUGCUGUCAUCUACUGUCUUCAUUGUAGCAAGGAAAUAAAGUGCCAUCACCUUGAAGCUACCUGAUAAACUUGCAUGAUCACUGAGGGCAAUCAGAACAUCAUGGUGAAGGCAGUGCUUGCUGGAGUCUUCAGUGUUCCAUUUAUUGAUUUAGGCUGAGCUCAAAGUGAUUGCUAAUGUCAGUAAUCAUGUUAAUUUCCUUAUUGAGAUUGCUUUUUUUUUUUUCCAGAAUCUUGUUUGGUCUGAUUUAAAUUUGUCUCUAGUUAGUUUCUGCUGUUAAGUUUUUGCAUACUGAUUAUGGAUUUGUACAGACCCUCUUCAUGAGCAGUAUACUACCAAUGUUUAUUUUUUUUACAA
Molecule: messenger RNA, 1851 nt
Organism: Ricinus communis (castor bean)
Lineage: Eukaryota; Viridiplantae; Streptophyta; Magnoliopsida; Malpighiales; Euphorbiaceae
Product: F-box protein SKIP23
Exons: 3
Coding region: 117-1196 (359 amino acids)
Molecular function (GO): protein binding
Source: RefSeq, a predicted model, not a curated record